Photinus pyralis (common eastern firefly) is the source of this 2123-nucleotide messenger RNA. RefSeq lists its product as uncharacterized. The record is from RefSeq and is a predicted model, not a curated record. The transcript is spliced from 2 exons. Lineage: Eukaryota; Metazoa; Arthropoda; Insecta; Coleoptera; Lampyridae. Bases 577 to 1944 code for a protein of 455 amino acids.
UAUUAAAGAUAAUUAAUGUUAAUUCUCUGUAAUUUCUCAAGGAGGUCAAGAAGUUUGCGUAUAAAGGAAACCCAAAUUGUUGCAUUUACAUACCAAUCUCGGAAGCAUAUGAGAGUAGUAACGUCAAAACAACAUUCUUCCAAAUUUUGGUUACGUUUCUAUGAUUAAUGAAUGUUAUACCGUGAGCUAGAAUAGAACGAAUUAUCUUCCUAUUUGCACCCAUGUUAUUAUCUGAGCUAGCGGGUUAAAGAGGUACAGAAGGUAAGUCCUAAGUAUUUUGAAGAGAGAAAAAGAAGAUUUUUCACACCGACACGAACCUGAAAAAUUACUGUUAUUUUGUAAAGGGAAACAUCCACGGCAAAAUGGCGUACCUACGUUCAGUUUGUUAGGAAACCUUUACCAAAAUAACGAUAAAUUGCGAGCAAGUUAAGGAAACCGCCGCAAAUGGCACCCAAUCGGUGGGCUUCGAACCAUCAACGCCUGUAAAGAAGAGUUUCAUGCAAAUUAUACCAGCAGAGCAACGAAGAAACUUUUUAAGAAACAAGAAAAAAGAAAAUCAAAUAUUACAAUCAUUUUAUGGAAUUACGGUCCGGGUUUAAGAAAGCUGAUCGAGCAAUACAGAAAAACAAAAUGGAGGGCACACAAGCGAGUGAGGACAUCGUUUUUAGUCAAGAAAGCCAAGAAAUUUUAGAAGCAGCUCCAGUAGCCCAUAUACAAAAUAUGGAUUUGUCAAUCUUAAUGAAAGCAAUACAGGGAAUGCAACAAGAAAUGAAAACAGGACAAGAAGAAAUGAAAGCAGGACAAGCACAUCUAGAAAACAAAAUGGAAGCAGGACAAGAACAGAUUAUCAAAACUCAAGAAAAGAAUAUCGAACAGUUACGAAACGAAAUAAGAGGUCAAAAACAAGAAUGCGAACGAAGAUUUACGAUUCAUGAAAAGAAAAUUGAAGGCUUACAUCAGCAGCACGUUGGUUUCACACAGCAGGUGGACUACGAGUUCAAGAAAGUAGAACACCAGAUAGCAAAACAGGAAAAAAUAACUGAUCAGAAGAUAACUGACCUCGACAACAAAGUGGAAAGAAACACAGAAGAAAUUGAAGAGAUAAAAGAAAAAAUAAAAGAAGAAAAACCGAUUAAUACACAGAAUGCGAGUACGAUCAUUUACAAAACUGAGGGAUUAACAACAUUGAAACCAAAGAAGUUUGAUGGAAGCUUCCGAAGUGUGCACCCGGUUAAUUUUUUGAAAUCCCUAGAGAAUUAUUGGAUGAAUAUGCAUCUCAAAGAACAGAAAAUGAAUAUAAUGGAAGAUUAUUUGGAGGGAUGUGCUAAAGCGUGGACCGACCUACAUCAAAGCGAAUGGAGAAAUUUUAAAGAAUUCAAGAGAGAAUUUCUGGAACAAUUUUGGUCAACGGAGAAGCAAAAUAAAAUCCGGCAUCAACUAAAUACGCCCAGACUAUAUAAUGCAAGGAAUGGAAGUUACACGGACCAUGUGUGGUACUGGGUAUCGAAAACUGCACACCUGGAACCAAGAAUAAAGGAAGAUCAGCUAAUAGAAGCACUAGUAGAUCAUUUCCCAAGAGACAUCCAGAUGGUACUAUAUGCGGCCCAAGCAAAAACGAUCAAGAAUUUAACAGAAAUUUUAGAAAAAAUUCAAGAAACUAAUCGAGAUUGGAGAAGAGAUUCAAACAGGCCAGAAACAAGAGAUCAAGAUCAAAGACCUUAUCAAAACCGAAACCGAGAAAAUCAAGACAGAAGAGAAAAUAGACAACAGUAUGAAAGAAGAGAUCAAAACCGAAAUAAUUAUCAACAAGACAAUAGAAGAGAGGCCAACCCAGUGAAUUAUAGAAGAGGAAAUUAUGGAGCAUACAGCAGAAGUUAUGAUGACCGUAGGCAACAUGAAGGAGCUGUAGAUAAUCAGCCAAGAAGAAACAACCAGGGAAACUAGAUGCUACUGGACAAGGAGCUCCACUUGGCCAGCAGCAACAACAGCAGGAGCAGCAACAAUUAAUUAAUUUUAUAAAAGUAUAUUAUAACCAAUGCAAAGCCAAUACAACACCCAAAGAAAAUCAUUUACCAAAUAAUCAAGAAAUUACCAGUGAAGAUGACGAUUCAGAAAUAGAAGAA